UGAAAGACGUUUGACGUUUGACAGUAUGUGAUUUUGAGGUUAUUUAAAUCUCUAAACUUUAAGCCAUCUCAUUCAAACCAUUAUUAAAACAUUAAAAAAUCGUGUUUUAUUAUAUUGUGUCAUAUAACGUAGAUGUUAUUAUUACUAUUUUGAAUGGACAAUAUUGCUAUCCAAAAAAUGAUGUAGUUAUAAUGCAUUCGUUGAGUAUCAAGAAGAUAAUGUUUUUCUUAACGGACAAUGUCUUUUAAAAUAUUUCUUAUAUCCUGAAGAGUAAUAAUAUAACUGCAUUUGCGUCAACAAAAAUGGCACUUGUCAAUAUCGAAGGAAUCGACCCUUGGCUUACGGAAUAUGAUGCAUGUGAAAAGUUGUUCCGUGAGAUUAUGGAACAGCUGACUUUGCGCGAAGGAGAACCAAAGGCAUCAAAGGUUUAUGCUAGCUUGUCUGCAAAUAUAAGAUUGCGUAUGAAACAAUAUACACGAGAAGUUCAGCAAUUAAAGAGCAAAGUGGAAGAAGCAUCCAAGUUAAAAACAAUAACAUUUGAGGAAGCUGAGCGCAGGACAAGGCAAGUGGAACAAUUACAAAGUAAAAACAUUCAGCUACAAAAAUUGUAUGAACCACAUACAAAUGAUUACGUAUCAUCGCGUGCGAGUUUAUUAAGAGCAGGUUCAUCAGUUUUCGCUGAUGGCGGCACAACCUCUUGGGCUGUUGAUGAUGAUGAUGAUGAUGAUAAACCAUUAAAUGUACAUGUAUCUGUUGGUGAUAUUGUGAAUCAUCAAGAGCAAAUAUUGAAAGAACAAGACAAGGGAUUAGAAGAAUUAUGUAAAGUGAUUGUUCGUCAAAAGGAGAUUGGACAAACUAUUAGCAAUGAGGUGGACCAUCAAAAUGUUUACAACAAAAUUUCGCUGCGCUAGCUAGCUUGUCACUAGAACUUGGGACCUCAACACAGAAAUCGCUACGAAGUUACAUCAAUUAUGAGAAUUUUCGUUAUUGUGAACCAAACAGCUUCCUGAUCGUAUAUAAGAAUAGUUUCUACGAAUAUCUGUCUACAUCAACAGCCGAUUAAACAUUUAUGCAACAAGGAGUCGUUUCGCUAAACAUUAGUUAAAGUUAACUGAUGUUUAAGCCGACGUUUUUCUCUGCCUCUUCCUAAAUACAGACGGCAAGCAAUAAAAAAAAAAGAUAAUAAAUCAUGCAGUUAAAUCUCAGUUAACUUCAAUUAAUCUUUACGAUAGUUGUUCAUACACGACAGUGCAAAGUAAACGCAAUAGAAUUUUCCCCAAAGCAUCGGUUAAAAACAUUCAGAAUUUCUCAACAAGAAACACGAGAUUUUUUUUUACAAGUAGUUGUGUAUAAUUGUAUUAUGAAUAGACGCACACACUGAUAACGUAGCAUACACAGCGUUAAUUAUGUGGUUCCGUAGCGAGACCAAAGUGGCUUGUGCGCUGACAACUGCAUUAAGACUAACCAUUGGCUUGUGUCUUAUCUUAAAUAAACUCUCUGACGCUCUCUACUUUCUCUCUCUCUCUCUCUCUCUCUCUCUCUCUCUCUCUCUCUGUAAUUGAUAAUAUAUAUAUGUAUAUAUAUAUUAGAAUAUUUUUUUUUGUAAUGUGUCAAAUGGGUCCCAUUAGCCGCUAAUCACUUCACGUUUAUGCCACUGGCCCGUGUUACGUCAACUCGUGUUCUCAAUGACGUGCUCAUUUUAACGAGGACGACAACUUUAUCUAACUAAACAUCGAAGAACAUCGAACUGUUUAUGCGUGUUCAAGUCUCCCUGCAGUCAGUCUGAAUCUAAUUGACAAUGUGUAUACCGAGGGUAUGUGUCUCCUUGUUGUGCUGCUUGCUUGAGUUUGUCCCUCCCAUCUUUUUUCUAUCUUUGAUCUCUUUUUUUCAUAUUUAGCUUACAAACUGCUAAUAUCGACUACAUGUAUGUGUUUUUAUAAGUGAGUAGAUAUAUAUUAUGCCAAUACCGAGCGUACGAUUUUUAGCGUUAAGAAUUCCGCGCUAGUCUCAUCUAUCUCUUAUGUAUAUAUACUCUAAAUAAACUCUACAUGUGUUCGUAUAGUUUUAUAGAGUAUAAAUAUAUCCAAGAUCUUUCAUCAUAUAUGUUAUCACAAAAACUAACUGACAUUCACAUACCAUCUUUUUUUCUAUUUUUCUAUUUAAUAUUUUUGAACAUAGAUUUUCAUUUUAUUUCAAAUGCAAACGAUAUAGAAAAAAAUACAAUUAAAAAAAAAAGAACAAAUCUAACAAUAAUAUUUUCUUAAUAGAAAAACACAUUUCAAAAAGUCUCUUUACGAUUUUAGAUAAAAUCACAUUUAAAGUAACUGAAAAUAUAUAAAUAUUAUAUGAUGUGUAUCUGUUUAUAUGCGUUAUAAUUUUAUCGAAUAUUUCCGUAAUUAAAUUUUUCAUUAAAUCUUUAUUAUUUAAAAAUCAUUUUCUAAUUCUGAUACGACGAUUAUUGAAAACAAGUAAGAUGGUGAGUGAAAUGAAACAUCCUGUAUAUCCUUGUACACCAGGCUAGUUUAUCAUUUGCAGUUUGGACACAAAAGCAUGAAUGUGUCCUACCUGUUAGAAUGCAUGAUAAUUUUUUCUUCUUUUUAUCUUCAAGUAAAUAAAAUGAUAUUGCGUAUAUAUAUUUCAUCUUUAAAGUAUUUAUAACAAUAUUUCAUCGGGACGCAUUUAUGAAAAAGACAUGCAUAAUGCGCCGUGACAUUUCUCUUAGGCAAAUGUUUGUCACACUGUUCAAUAGUUCAACGAAACAGUGUUUAUUUUUUGCUAUCGCAAGAUAUAAUACGCAGCGAAAAUGUAUAGUUAUUCUUUUAGCGAUUUCUUGCAAGAAAUGUUUUAGAAAUGUAUGCGAAAUACAUAUGUAUAUAUAUGUGGAAAUGCCAAAAUCUUUUGCUAUAGUUAGUUUUUAUGUCCCGUUUGAUACAUUCAGUGGCGGAUCAAAACAUCUCUGAGAAUGUCGCAUGAUUCAAGAACCUCAAUAUUUCUCUUUUAUAUAUAUAUAUAAAAUAAUUUUUUAUAUGUAAUAUCAAAUCAUAUAUUACUUAAAGACAUAUAAAAAUUUUUUUGUUUAAAAUUGAAAUAUCACGAAUAUUAAUUUACUAACUUUUGAUUUGCGAAAUUGAAUUAUAAUAAAGAUAAAUUUAAUAAUUAUACACUUGCGAGAUUUUCUUAUACGAAGCUACAGACAAUUACUGUGUCUUAUUAAUAAUCCGCCACUGGGUACAUUUUAAUUUAUUUCUACAGAGGCGAUACUGUUUGUCUCUGCAGAUGUAUUUAUAUUUGUUGUAUUUCUUAAUUCGAUAUAUAAGAUAGCUUCGUGAAAGGAGAAAAAUAUUAGAUCUCACCCGAGAAUGAUAGCGAGAAGUGCCACUCCCAUUAAUACAUGGCAAUGUACGAUAUCGAUGCGAGUUUGCAAUAAUGGCAACAUGAUUAAAUACACUAAUACGACUAUUAAUUAACAGAUCCGAUAUUCACGAAUGUAAGGUAAAAUUUAUAAAUAUUUUUAUCACUCUCUUGAGGAUCUCAUACAUACAUUGUUGCAAUGGUUGUAUUUACGUUACAACUAGACACUACGAAUGCAAUAAACGAAACACAAAAAACGCGUGUGAAACAAAAAUAAAUAAUCAACAGAAAGUUUAUUUCCCCCAGACAUACUUAAUUUUAUUUUUUUUUACAAUGCACAUUAACAUCUUGAUUUUUUACAUUAAGGCGAGGGUCACGUGAAUACUCUUUUUUUUCUCAAGCAUCUCAUUUGGCUUAUCAUUAUCUGCUAUCGCAGAUGCACAUACUUCGCUCUUUCUCGCUUUCGCGUAUAUAAUACUAUUACUCUUUUCGUACUGUUUCAAAUCCCCGGUGAAAAAAAAAACUACUCUAUAGAUUCCUCGAGCAAUAUUUCCGCUGUCGCACGCGCGCUUCGCAAUCAAGGAAGCGGAAGAGGAAGGACCUCUACCUUGAGGGAUAUGUGUGUAUGUGUAUAUAUGUGUGCGCGCGCGUGUAUGAUGUCGCACGUGCAACUGUGUGUACCAUCGAAGCGAUCAACAAAUUAUCUACGAAAGCGCAACUCUUUUUUUUCCUUGUUUUACUUAAUAUCACAAGG
This is a messenger RNA of Cataglyphis hispanica, 4105 nucleotides long. RefSeq names its product syntaxin-8 (gene Syx8). Bases 303 to 911 code for a protein of 202 amino acids. The record is from RefSeq and is a predicted model, not a curated record. Lineage: Eukaryota; Metazoa; Arthropoda; Insecta; Hymenoptera; Formicidae. The transcript has 5 exons. Gene Ontology annotation, biological process: intracellular protein transport; vesicle fusion. Gene Ontology annotation, cellular component: endomembrane system; SNARE complex. Gene Ontology annotation, molecular function: SNAP receptor activity; SNARE binding.